Brassica oleracea var. oleracea is the source of this 1747-nucleotide messenger RNA. Its product is annotated as probable glucan endo-1,3-beta-glucosidase A6. Gene Ontology annotation, cellular component: plasma membrane. Gene Ontology annotation, molecular function: hydrolase activity, hydrolyzing O-glycosyl compounds. Lineage: Eukaryota; Viridiplantae; Streptophyta; Magnoliopsida; Brassicales; Brassicaceae. Gene Ontology annotation, biological process: carbohydrate metabolic process. The record is from RefSeq and is a predicted model, not a curated record.
CAGUCUCUUCUUUUAAUGUGGAGCACGCAAACACUAGCCAUUAAAUAUCUCCACUCUCCUCUUCUCUUUGUACGUUCCUACCACAAACUCAUAUCUUCUCCACAGACGAAGAAGGAGAAGAGCUUAUCUAUCAGUACCAUCAUGAGUGUUCUCCAUCUCCUCACUCUCUCCCUUCUAAUCUCUGUUUCAGGAGCAAAAUUCUCCGGCCGACCAGGAGUCAACUACGGCCAGCUCGGAAACAACCUCCCGUCACCGUCAGACUCAGUCAGCCUCAUCAAAUCCCUAAACGCGAAAAGCGUCAAGCUUUACGACGCCAACCCAUCCAUCCUCGCCGCACUAAAGGCCACCGACAUCGUCGUCUCCGUAAUGGUCCCCAACGAGCUCAUCGUCAACAUAACCAAAUCCAAAACCCUCUCCGACGACUGGAUCAAAUCCAACGUCCUCCCUUUCUACCCCUCCACCAAGAUCCGCUACCUCCUCGUCGGCAACGAGAUCCUCUCCUCCCCGGACUCCGAGCUUAAAUCCGCUUUAGUUCCAGCAAUGCGCAAGAUCCAACGCUCGUUAAAGACCCUCGGCGUGAAAAAAGUCAAAGUGGGGACCACGCUCGCCAUGGACGUUCUCAACUCCUCCUACCCUCCUUCCAGCGGCGAGUUCCGGUCCGAUAUUUCCGGUUCGGUUAUGAGACCGAUGCUACAGUUCCUAAACCGGACCAAAUCGUUUUUUUUCGUCGACGUGUACCCGUACUUCGCAUGGGCCCAAGAUCCGGCCCAUAUAAAUCUCGAUUACGCUAUUUUCGAGUCCACCAACGUAACCGUGGUGGAUCCGGUGACGAAUCUCACUUACCACAACCUCUUUGACCAGAUGAUUGACGCUUUCGUCUUCGCGAUGAAACGCCUCGGGUAUCCGGAUCUUCGGAUCUGGGUCGCGGAAACGGGCUGGCCCAAUAACGGAGACUACGACCAAAUCGGAGCGAAUAUCUACAACGCCGCCACUUAUAAUCGUAAUGUAGUCAAGAAACUCGCCGCCGAGCCGCCUGUAGGUACUCCGGCGAGGCCCGGGAAGGUUCUCCCGUCGUUUAUUUUCGCGCUUUACAACGAGAAUCAGAAAACGGGUCCGGGUACGGAGCGGCAUUUCGGGCUCCUGCAUCCGAACGGGAGUCAGGUUUAUGAGAUUGAGCUGUCGGGGAAGACGACGGAGUAUAAGGAGUCCUUGCCGGCGCCGGAGAAUAAUGAGGUGUACAAGGGGAAGAUAUGGUGCGUUGUGGCGAAAGGAGCGAAUUGGACUCAGCUUGGUGAUGCUCUAUCGUACGCUUGCUCGCAGGGGAAUAAUACUUGUGACCCGAUUAAACCGGGUGGAUCAUGUCACAAACCGGAUUUGAUGGUUUUCCACGCCAGCUACGCCUUUAGCUCUUACUGGGCUAGCUUUCGGAAGGUCGGUGGGACUUGCUACUUCAAUGGGCUUGCCACUCAGACAAUUAAAGAUCCAGGCUACGGACGCUGCGAGUUUCCUAGCGUGACAUUGUGACGACUUACGAGUUACGACAGUGUCGUGAAGAGAGAGAGACAUACGAGGAAAGACCGCAAGGUGUUACGGCUCUGAUUAGCAGACCUGGCACGUUAAACCGCAAGAUGUGUAUGGCUUGAUUACUAGAAACUGCAAGAUGUUGUUUAUUUAAUUUGUUCACUCUCGAAUAAUAAAAACUCAUGAGUAAUAAAUUGGUUUUGUCUAUUAACGUGAUGAUUCUCUU